Impatiens glandulifera is the source of this 2401-nucleotide messenger RNA. Its product is annotated as phosphatidylinositol/phosphatidylcholine transfer protein SFH3-like. Lineage: Eukaryota; Viridiplantae; Streptophyta; Magnoliopsida; Ericales; Balsaminaceae. The coding region runs from base 385 to 2124 and encodes 579 amino acids. The record is from RefSeq and is a predicted model, not a curated record. The transcript is spliced from 13 exons.
CCGGCGUUAAGAAGACUCCGCCGGCGGUGGGUUAUAUUUAUACUUUAUAGUAAUACUGUAAUAAAUAGUGAGAUUUGAACGGAGUGGCUUGCAUUUCGCGCAUUCUCCAUCUAUCUAUCUGAUCAAGGUUAUGGCGAAUUCGAGAAGAUAUUGUCAACAAAUCCUCUAUCUUUUUCUAACUACAAAUCUUGUUGUUAACUUUGUUUUCUCUCGUAUCUCUCCAUACCUAAAUUUGCGUGGUCCUUAUCAACAUCGCUAUUUCAAGCCCAAACCCCCGUUUUUCAAGCCGCAAUUUCGGAGGAUUACUCCGGUGAUAUAAGAAUCAUCUCUUAUCUCUUUCUCCGAGUCCGACAUCCUUUUUUCUGUCUAAAUAGAAAAGACAAUAUGUCUGGACCUAUUGAGAGUACCACAAAGACGGGAGUUGAGAAAUCUGACACUGAGCAACCUGAGGAUGAUAGGAAGAAAAUACAUGGAUCUCUUAAGAAAAAAGCAAUCAAUGCCUCGUGCAAAUUUAAACAUUCUAUGACAAAAAGAAGUAGGAGACAUAGCAGAGUUAUGUCUGUCUCUUUUGAAGACGAAUAUGAUGCUGAGGAGUUACAAGCAGUCAAUGCAUUUCGUCAAGUUCUUAUCUCGGAAGAAUUGUUACCUUCAAAUCAUGAUAGUUAUCAUAUGAUGCUAAGAUUUUUGAAAGCCAGGAAAUUUGAUAUUGAGAAAUCUAAGCAAAUGUGGGCAGAUAUGAUUCUAUGGAGGAAGGAAUUUGGUGCAGAUACAGUCUUGGAGGAUUUUGAUUUCAAGGAAAGAGACGAGGUUCUUAACCACUAUCCUCAUGGACAUCAUGGAGUGGAUAAGGAUGGACGGCCUGUUUAUAUUGAAAGAUUGGGGAAGAUUGAUCCAGUCAAGCUUCUUCAAGUCACAACUAUGGAUCGUUAUGUGAGAUAUCACGUGAAGGAAUUCGAGAAGACUUUCGGUUCUAAGUUCCCAGCCUGUUCUAUUGCAGCCAAGAAACACAUCGAUCAAAGCACCACUAUCAUCGAUGUUCAAGGAGUGGGAUUCAAACAAUUCAGCAAAACUGCUAGAGAUCUAAUUCAGUCCCUUCAAAAGAUCGAUGGUGACUGUUACCCUGAGACUCUAUGUCGUAUGUACAUCAUUAAUGCAGGCUCUGGAUUUAGACUCUUAUGGAGCACUGUUAAAUCUUUCUUGGAUCCCAAGACAACAGCUAAAAUUCAAGUUCUUGGAAACAAAUAUCAGAGCAAAUUGCUUGAAGUAAUUGAUGCUAGUGAGCUACCAGAGUUCUUGGGUGGUACUUGCACAUGUGAAGACAAAGGUGGAUGCAUGCGAUCCGACAAGGGCCCAUGGAAUGAUGCUGAAAUAAUGAAGAGGGUUCACAAUGGAGAUCAUAAAAAUCGAUCCAAGAAUCUGGUUGCAGCCGAUGAUGAGAAGACAAUCUCUCAAAGUGUUCUAAAGAAAAGCAACUCUUCCCUAUCAGGAAGAGGGGGCUCUGAUUCAUCAAGACUCUCGAGGGAGUCUGCAGAAAACCCUCAACUAUAUCCCGUCCUUGAAGAAGUUGGUACUUUUGAUAAUAAAAAAUUAAUUCCAAUGGUUGACAAGUCAAUUGAUUCUACUUGGCAAAACUCUCAUUUCCGUCACAAACCCAAAGGGUUUUUGGGUAUGGAAGAUGAUUCUUGCAAGCUAAGCCAUGGCAUAAGCAAUCAACUAUUCAAUGGGAUGUUGACAUUUGUGAUGGGCAUUGUAACUAUGGUCCGUUUAACACGAAACAUGCCAAAGAGGUUCAUGGAUCCGGCUUUGAUAUCUGGUUCCACCAUGUUUGGAAUGGACCCUCAUCCUUAUAGGUUGCCUGCCCCUGCAAUCUCCAGCAAUGAGUAUUUCGCGGUCCUCAAGCGAAUGGCUGAGCUUGAAGAGAAGGCACAUGUUCUCUGCAACAGACCUGCCUCAAUGCCAGUCGAGAAAGAGGAGUUGCUCUACGCAGCUCUAAAUCGUGUCGAUGUGUUGGAACAGCAGCUUUCAGCGACCAGGAUGGCUCUUGAUGACGCACUUGUUAAGCAACAAGAGUUGAUGGCAUACAUGGAGAAGAAGAAAAAGAAGAAGAGGUUCUUCCAUUUCUGAUUGAAAAUCGCGCGCCAUAAGUAGAUGCUUAUAACAAAACCAACAUGCUUUGAAAUCUCUUCGAGCUGCUAGGAGUGAUGAUGGAUGGAUGGCUGCGGAUCGAAUUGAUUGUAUGUAAUGGCUUCUUUCUUCUCCUAUUUGAGAUUUGCAAAUGAAUUUCUGAACUCUCUUUUAUGUAUUGCUAUAUCUUGAGUCAUUAUAUUUGUUGUCUCAAGCUGAACUAUGCAAGUGUUGUAUGAUUCUCAUUUGUGAAUACUUUGGAUUAAUUCUUGAAGAU